CGAAAACAGAUCUCACGUUCACAUCUGAGCCGGAAACCCCCGACUUUGGCGGAUAAACAAUUUCUUUCAUUGACCCAAAAACAUCUAGUAAGUAGGUAUAUAACAUUCUACCAAAAGCUGGCCCGCAUCACUCGCGUAGUACAGCCUGAAUCAACAUGAACCGCUGGUUCACGAUAGUUUGUAUCUUAGGAAUAUUUUCUGGUACAGUUCAUAGCGCCUACUGGACGCUAACCGCCGGCGGAAAUGUACUACAAUCGAUAGCCGUUUCUUUGAAGACCAUUUCGACUACCCUGGCUACGUACAAUACCGCACUCAACAAUGCUCGAACCCAGAUCUACAAUGCAGCGGUAGGAUUAUUGAACAGUAUGAACAGUACCUACUCAGCCCUGAAUAAGACGUACAGCGUCCUUGAUCCUACGUACAACUCUACGAUUAUGUCAAUAAUUUCCACACUGAAUCCGCAAAUGGACAUGGUGAAACAGAUGGACCUCUCGAUGGUAUCGUACAUUCAGCAACAAAUCAGCACGAUGCAAGACAAAGUAUCAAGAGUGAUGAGAAGCCUUUUGCAAAAUAUGCUAGUGUCAUCAGCUCCGUUUACAGCAAACGGAGAGCGAUGUGCUCUAGCAAACGCAACCCAACUGGUAGCUGCAAACGUUUCGUUGUCCAGAUACGGAUCCUGCUUGGACAACCAAACUGCUAUUAUUUCUACAAUAGCGCCUAUAGCAGCGAACUUAUUGUCAUACGGUUUAGUGGACUACAACCUUCUUACCCAACAAAUUUCGCUCUGUACCACAGCAGGAUCUAAUCUCUGCACUGCAACGUAUAUCGCAUCUCUAACCAGUGAACUAUCGGCCAUAACUAGUGAAAUAUAUUUCGCUGGUAAUUAUCUAACUCAGAUCGCAAACAUCCUAGUGCGGUGGAUAUCCUACUGCGGGCAACUCACGGAGCUGGACAUUUUCGAGAUUUUCACACGAAUCCAGACACAGAUUGUAAACUGCCAGAAUCUUAAUUGAAACCUGUUUUGGUUAUCUAAACGAUGCAAAGAAAACACUUAAGUUUUA
This is a messenger RNA of Wyeomyia smithii (pitcher-plant mosquito), 1061 nucleotides long. RefSeq lists its product as uncharacterized. Bases 156 to 1013 code for a protein of 285 amino acids. NCBI's taxonomy places the organism in Eukaryota, Metazoa, Arthropoda, Insecta, Diptera, Culicidae. The transcript has 2 exons. The record is from RefSeq and is a predicted model, not a curated record.